Messenger RNA from Rhinocladiella mackenziei CBS 650.93, 378 nucleotides. RefSeq lists its product as uncharacterized. The transcript has a single exon. NCBI's taxonomy places the organism in Eukaryota, Fungi, Ascomycota, Eurotiomycetes, Chaetothyriales, Herpotrichiellaceae. Bases 1 to 378 code for a protein of 125 amino acids. The record is from RefSeq and is a predicted model, not a curated record.
AUGUACCAUGCUUUAAUUCGUACGCAUCACAUCACCUCUCGGCAAAAGAUCGCCCGUCUCAAAGACGCGACGAAAACUCACCAAUGCUGUGCCUUAAUCCGAUCAGGAGGCAUUCCUGGUGUCAUGUACGUCCAGGGCCAUGAUCGGUCCAAUGUUCAAAAAUGGGUUGACACCGUCCAUGAUUUACGGUAUAAAGACUACCAACUCGUGGCACCUGUCAAUUCCGUUGAGGAUUCGCAGAUCUCGCCUCAUAAUCCAGGAAUCAAAUUGGGCGCACUAGAAGAGGUUGCCACGGUCAAGGAAAUGGCAGCACAGAUGGAGUCAAGAGGAUUGCAAAAGUGGUGGCGUGGUGCUAUGGGGUGGGGGGUUCGCGAAUGA